Messenger RNA from Nicotiana tabacum (common tobacco), 546 nucleotides. The record is from RefSeq and is a predicted model, not a curated record. NCBI's taxonomy places the organism in Eukaryota, Viridiplantae, Streptophyta, Magnoliopsida, Solanales, Solanaceae.
AUGGAUGAUCUUCGACAAUCUCAAGCAGAAAAACUUCAAGAGGCAUUAGAUAUGGGAGAAAUUGAUACUGGCAAAUGCUUAAAUCAAGAACUUGGUCUAGCUAGAGCUGCUGAUACUCGUUGGGGAUCACACUAUAAAUCUUUUAAGAACUUUAUUUAUAUGUUUGACUCUAUUAUUGAUGUUCUAGAUACUAUCGUUGUUGAUGCUCGGUCUUUAGAAGAAAGAGCUAAGAAAGAACAUGAUAUUGCAAAUGGUGUUCUACUUGUUGAUGUGGCAAGGAAACGAUUGCAAAGGCUAAGGGAUGAAGGAUGGGAUCCACUUAUUGAUAAGCUUGCGACUUAUAUCGUUGAUAUCCGUGAUGUUGAUGAAAGGUUCUCUAAUUUAAAAGGACUUUGUGAUCUUUCUGAAAAGCUAGUUAAGACAAAGAAGCAUUUGAAUUAUCCAUUUUUGUUUCGCCGAGUAAAAUUUGCGUUGCUCCUGCCAGUUGCCACUGCUACAGUUGAAAAAGCUUUUUCCACAAUGAAGUUGAUCAAGAGUGAAUUGUGA